AUGGAGACCAACUCGUUGUCUGGGCGUGCGAGUAGCAUUAGCAUCGGAAAUAGUGGCGCCUUCACCGUGUCGUUAUCGGACGCCGAGUCGCGUCGUCGACUGCUACCUGGCAGUCGCUCGGAGCAAUCUAAUAACCACGAGAGCAGCCUCCGCUCUAACGUGUCGUUCGUGAGCGCGACGCCUAUCGAAGAGUUUGUGGCUAAAUACCAGGUGAUCAAAGUAUCCUGGAGAGGCAAAUACGAGCGCAUUUUGGCCUUGUCUCCCACGCGCCUCUGCACCAUCGACCCCAAGGACUUUGAGGUCACCAACACGUGGUCGCUCACGGCGCUGCUGAGCGUCAGCCUCGAUGCCUUGGACGCCCAGGGCUUUGCUCUGUCGCUGAAAGGUCCAAAGAAGGACGAGCAAUUGAGGUUGCGCUGUCGUUUUCGGUCCAAAUGUCUCUCGGACCUUUACCGGCUCAAGGAGCAGUAUCAGCAACGCAAUUUGGGAUCCGAGACGGGCUUUCAGUGCUCGAAAUGGUCGCGGAAGGGGGAAACUUAUAGAUGUGAACUGAACGUCGGGACGGAUGGGGUCACUGUGUUGCAGCCAGGCGUCGUACGCUCCAAGUACUUUUACACGGAGAUGGAGCACUUGACGCUGCUCACUGACUCGCAGGACGGAUUCGUUAUUGGAUACACAGGACGCAGUAAACUUUUCUUUAGUCAGCAGAGAGGACAGAUUUAUCAUCGCAUUCAGGCGGCGGCUGGGGAUAUUGGAUGUAAGAUUCAGGCGAAAGCCAAUGUGACGGUGGGAAAGAUCCAGGAGGAGAAAGCGUACUACGGUCUGAAUAAUGGCGAAGCGUUUGUGCAGUUUCAUUUGAAAAAAGUGACACCAAAGUACAAUGUGUCAAGACAGCGCAUUCUUUCGCUGCACGAGAAAGUUUUUAUUGAGUUGGAUUUGGACAAAAAAGUAAUCGCAUGCUACAACUACUCGGACAUUUACGUGCUAGUGCGAGAGAUAAAGAAUGCAGAGCAGUUUGAAAUUCAGUUCCGCAAUGACCAGAUGAGGACUUACAUGACCAAGGACCGAGAUGACAUUUUGAGCGCCUUCUACGACAUUUGCGUGACCUGUGAGGAAAAUCCGGAGUUGUUCAUCAGCAGUGCUGUAAAUCAUCGAGGGCUACGCUUGCUACCUUUCUCUGCUGUGGAAGAUACGAACGAAACACAGUCAUUCUUUAACGACUCUUCAAUUGCAAGCUGGUAUCUUCAGCACAUGGGAUCAGUGGGGAAGCUUAUGAAGUUUUUGCAGGUUGGUGAUAGAGGCUUUGUCGAGAUUGUCGCCGAAUUCAAUGCAAACGUCCCAGCAAGCGGGAUCCCGUACAACACGAAGGACUCGAUCCUUGGGGAUGCUUUACGGCCAAUAUGUGCUCAGCUUUACUACAUUGCGAAGGCAAAGCCCGUCCCAGAACACUCUGCUGUAACUCUACUUCAGGCACUAUACCGCAUCUCAUCAUCUUACUACGGCUUUCGUGAAAUUGGACAAGCUGGUCAAAUUUCGGAAACUAUCACCAACCUGUUAAUCAAUGGCGAAGAAUUUGUUGUGUUUUGGACAACACUUCUCUUAAGUCAAAUGACGGCGCACACUCCCCCAACGUCGGCUAACCUAGACUCUGUCUCUUUGAGAAAAUGUGAGGAGGUAGAAACGCAAAACAAGAAGUUGCUACUUGCGAACACAUACCUGACACGGUCUCUACUCACACACCUCGAAGAUAUUGAUGCGAAUCCAGGCAGCAGAAACUCAAGUCAUCGGCGAAGGACCGGCUCUCUCGUUAUGAUGGGGUUGCUACAGACUCUCGAGGGCUGCCUUUGCUCUCGAGCUGCUACAACUGGGCCAGUCGAGUUGACGACUUUGGUUGAAGAAGUGGCAAAAAACUACAGUACCCUGCUGAAAGUGCUUUUUCAGGCUCGUUGUGCAUCUACUGUCCAGGCGUGUACUUUACUGUUAAAAACCACGCUCGAGAAGUGCGACCCUGCUGUAGCUUCCACUAUUCGAGACAAAGCGCUGACAGAGGGUAUCGUGUUGCGACACUUUUAUCAGGGUCUUUUCGAUGCAUCGUUCGACCAGCGGUGCGUGAGUCGAUAUUUGGUGUCUCUUUGGAUGAGCCAUCACGCUGGAUCAAUGCAGCUCCUGUCGCGAAUGCUCCCUUCUGGGUUUCUUUAUUUGUUGAAGGAACCUCCCGGUACACCAAGUCAGGUCGAGGAAAAUGAUCGACUUGAACGUGAGGUAAUGGAAGAAGAGCGGCAAGAAUGCUUGUUAGAAGACAAUGAUGGUCACGUGUCCUCUACGAGCGAGUCACCGCUCCAAAAUGGAUCGACUAAUUGGCUAUCUGGUGGUGAAAGAGCCAGUCUCGCCGAUCCAGACGCUCACCAAGAGAAAAUGUUUCAGGAGAUUGUCUCUAUGGGAGGUACGGGCAACGAAAAUGAGGAGAAUCGCCACCUAUCAGGACCGAACUUGCCAACCACAGAGGUUUGCUUAUCACUUUCGGGCGAGCGGUCAUUGACAAGAAACGGUAUUAAAGGACGGAAUUCUUUCGAUAUACCGAUUGGAAACAAUUUGUCGAAAGCUCGAAUGUUGCGCAAGCUGAAAAGUUCGGUUGAUGGGACAACCUUACGGUCUGCAAACAAUUUGAGGCAUGAGUCGCGUCGCUCAAGUUUUCACGACCCAGCACCUCGUCUUCGUAAAAGAGAUGUCGCCUUAAGCUUUUUAGGCACUCUAGGUGGCACAAAAGCACCUUCUUGCCACGGACACGAGUCUUCAAAUGGGAAAAAUCAUGCAGUGUUGCGCUCUGCUCGCGCACAAGAGAAUUUUUGCCUCCUCUUCCAUAUGAUCAGCCUAGACCACGAGACCGUCGACAUGAUCUGGAACAAGAAAACUCGACAGGAGCUUCGGAAAGCUCUUUACACCGCAAUCAAGUCUUUCACUCGAUUCCAAGUCACCCUUGGGGGCAUGAAGGCUCGAUGGAACUUUGAAGAUUUUAACGUGUCAUACCCAAGCCUAGCCAAUGAGGUUGUUGUUGGCGGAUGCUACAUACGAAUUUUAGCGCACCUGCGCAGUAAAAUGUCAUUCUUCGGGACAGUCACAGACGAAGAUGAAUUCAUUGCACUGACUCCGGAACAGGUGCGCGUUAGAUAUCCUGCAGCAGUCCUUGCUGCGCUUUAUGUACGAAUUCUGCAAGAAAAUAUUCAUGCUGAGUACCGGAACGAUUUGGAAACGUCGAUACUGUGCAUUAAGAGCAUAGGAGUAGUAGCUGCUGCUCAUGCUGGAAACGCAGCCGCCGUGGACUUUGAAGAACUGGGCCACUUGUGGGCAUUGAUGAGUAAGACUGUGCAUGCUUCAAUGCUGGAAAACUUUCUUCACACGAUACGGGCAUUGUGUCUACAUCCUGGAAAUGCACGACGGGUGUUAAGCAACGAUCACAACAUAGAGCUGGCAAUUCGUCUUCUCCAGUUGGUACACGUAGCUAACCGUGAUAUCGGCGACAGUACCGAGCCGAAGAAACUCUGGAUCUUAGAAAACGACAGAGGUGAACAGCUUGGACCUUUUAGCGUGAGGGAACUUCAGCAAACAAACAUGAACUCAUUAUGGGCUCAACGACUAGAUGACCCGUCGUGUGAGUCAUUGACGACCAAGGCAAAAGUGAUGGAUAUCCCCCAGCUGCGUUGGGAAGUGGGGAUUUCCGGGGUACUGCAUCCACUUCAGAUGGCAUACGAUGCGAUCAGUAUUUUGCUCGCCGUGGCGCACUGUAACUCAUUGUUACGCAACGCCAGUACACACGGCGGUGACCUAGCGCCACCUAUGUUCCCUCUACCUCGAGGGCAGACGAUGCUAUGGAAAUACACCCGACAAAUUGUUCCCGUUUUAAUACGUAGCAAUCAUCCUAAGCUUUGGGAAAAGACGGCUACACUGCUUGAGUUUUUGUAUUCUGAUCGUCAACCGACUGAUACAGCCGAAGAAGGUGCUAUCAAUCGGGGAUUUCUAUUUCACUGGGGCUUGUUUUAUAUGGCAUUCAUAGGGGCAUCAUCUGAUUUUGAAGCAAUGGCAGGCCUGUUAAAGGCUACACAUCGCCGUCAGACCGGAUUCAACGCAACCAGUGCACUGAAGAGAAUCCUUCCUGACGACAUGAUUAACUUACUGGAGAUUUCUUCUCCAUCUGCGUUUACUAAGGUGUUUUGCGAGGGAGAGCAAUCCCCUAAAGUGAUUUGGAGCAUUGAGAUGCGAAAGCACCUACAGACUCUGUGUCUUGCCCACGUGAAAGAUUACGCUGAGGUUUUGGUAGAAGAUGCGUCUGGUGAGUGGAGCUUUUGCCCAAUGGCACCUGUUGCGUUUCAGGAACUAUCCAAAGAAGUAUGGUGUGGUGGGCUUUACUUGGGUCAAUUCUGUGAGAAAGAAAGCUUUACUGUCUCGGACCCCUUGGAUUUUAUGGCAAAGCUGACGAUGGAGUUGCGAGUUGAAGUAAACCGACGAGAAGCUGCUUUUACUAUUGCUCAAGCACAACUAAUUUUGGGCGUUCUAGACGAGGAAUGUCUUGAUGCUACUCUUCGUGCUUGCUUUAAGGAGAAGGCCAGAGCUUUAAAGCCGUCAGACAUCGACUACUUCGACAGGCUGGAUGAGCUGCGGGAAGCGUACCGAAUUCUCACUUCCCCAAGGCCGACAUUACUGUCUGCCGGACAUGACCCUGAAAACUUGCUACUUGUGCUCAAUUCUCUAGUCAAUAUGUGCAAACGGUAUUCAAAGCUACUUGUCAACUACGAGUUUGAUGCGUACGACCUCCUGCUUCCACUGCUGGCAGCUCAUUGCUCUGCUAGAAGAGCUCCCCCAGAAGGCACGACCAUGACCCAGACUCUGGAGAUUUCAGUCUGCGCAGCAGAGCUCGUUUACAACACGUGCGCUGUAUCGGCUAUUAAUGGAAGAUUGCUGCUAGAGCAACCCGGGUUGAGCACAUUAGAGAAGGCGGUGAAUUUUUGCGUCAAUUCGAUGGCUGGCAGUGAAGCCACAAAGGACCCCGAGUUGUUGAAAGUGUGCUUCUUUUUACUUUACACGAUUACCGGGCUAUUGGCCUCCCCUUUAGGUCGAGACUGGGUUGCGGAGUCGACCACAUUGCCGGUGGACAUGGUUCGUAUUCUGUGGCUAUGGAAUCACGCCGGCUCGGAAUCACUUUUGCUGUCAAAGCUGACGCAGCAAGUGCUCGAAGGCAUAUCGAGAAUGGCACAGCUAGAGAAAAACCAGAAACGCCUUAUCAAGUCUGGAGUGUUGUGGCAAUUGUUUAGGAUCUUCUCAACGUAUGAUGUGGAGCUCGAUGGAGCAGCAGUCCAUACCCGAUUGCAGGAAAGGCUUGUUUGCGAGGAAGAAGAACAUGCAACUGUGGAUGGAGAAGUUCAGAAUCUAUUAGCCGUCAUGGCAGUUCGUGCUCUGUGCAGGCUUGGAGGGUUAUUUGUUGAGGAAAGUGAACUCCAGUCUCCGUUUAACCCGAUCGUAAAGCACGUUGCAGACGCGCUAAUGACUCCGAAUUUGUCUGAGCUACUGCUACUAAGUAGUCAUCACGAGUUCUUGAAGAUCUACCACGGAGAAUAUGAAUCGUACACGCUGUAUUGGAACCGUGAGAUGCGUCAAGAGCAAAUAGAGUUUAUAUCGCCAAGGGCCAGUGUCGAGCCUGAUGUUUCUUUGGACGAACACUACGUCGACGUUAUUCAAUUCCGGUUUAUGUAUUUGGCAGAUCUGUUGUACAUCGGCGGUCUGUACGUCGAAAUGCUCAUGGGAAGCUUGCUGGUCAUAAAGAAAAAUCUGGUUCCAGCGCCGGUUGCCGAGUUUGGGCUCACCGACACAUUUUUCAAGCAAUUGUUUUCGUUUAUUGACAGUGCGGAGCUUAGCUACCCAGAGCUUGUAAAUGAGAAGGGGAAUGUGCAAAGACUUGCACCUUAUGCUGGUUGGAACAUUAGCGAAGAGAGGCGGGCAACAAAAGAACGAGUCACCGCCCUUCAAUGUUUGUCAAUUACAACUUCCGUAGCUCCAGUGCUAGUGGAGAAAAACAUGGUUGCAAAUACUACCGCAAUGAAGAUGGUGUUACGCCUGCUAUUUCCCCCGGACAAUGAAGUUCACCAAAGCGAAGACGCCGAGAAGAGUUUAGUACUUACCCCGCAGCUAUAUGUCCCAUGCCGGUCGCACUGUAUUUCAACCUUACAAGUGCUGUCGACACUACAAGAUUUUGGAACGGCCUCUCUGGAAUUUGGUAUUUGUGAUAUUCUUAUUGAGUUGGUGCAUAUUUGCCGAGACGUCGGACCAGAGGCACUUGGGAUCAUCCGUAACCUUUGUGCAAAUGAAGCAGGAGCAAAGUGCAUUUCAGAGAUUCUUCAAUCGGGAGUAUAUUUGGAGCUCAUCGGCUGGAUGCUCCUUGUGGAAGAAACAAUUAGCGACGAUGACUUUGUGUCUGCCGAGCGUUUGCAAAUCCCGUCAGCAAUGAUUUUGUCGGAAAUGGUCAAGGAUGGAGCACCACUGAACAUGGAAUCAAGGCGCACGUUAUGUCGCUUCUUUCCCCCUGCGAUUGUUCGGACAAUAGCUUCAAGCCCUGAUAUGAUCGUGGAGUAUAUUAUGGCUGACCAUAUGACACCAGAGCUUGUCUGGAGCGUUGAAUUCCGCAACCACCAGCGAAAUAGCAUCAUCAACUUCCUCAAUAUUUACUUUUCAUCGACCUCGACGACCGGGACGAAAAAUGGAAAUUAUGUAUCAGUGGUUGACUCGUUCGAGAUUGAUUACACUUUUCUGUAUCCGCAUCCUGUGGCUGGCGAUGUAUAUAUCACGUUGUACAUGGAAGACCCAACGUUCAACUUGCAGGAUCCUCUGUAUUUUAUGACGUGCUUGUGGUCCGAGUUCGAAGUCCUGUUUAAACAACUCGCUCAUGUCACAUCUGCUCUACGCGCAACGACUACACGUGCGGAUGACGAAAUGAUACAACGCGAUAUUGGCCUGAUCGAUCUGGUCGGGUCGUCUCUAGUGUGUCUGCUACAGGUUGACACGUCAUUGCUGGACAGUGUAGCGAAGCUGCAGAUUCCCGCAAAGUGCUGCGACUACCUGAACGGCACAGUUCGUUCUCAAGCGAGUGAGGCAUGCGUUGUCAACGUCGUACGGAUUCUGCGGGUUUGCACAAUGUCUCGUAACUGUAUCGCAUCGAUGCAGCCUAUGUGCUCCACGGCGUUGUCGUGCUUGAUGGCAGUUACUAACGCCGUUCGAGGAGGCCCACUGCAUUUCGAGAGUGCGUUUGUGUUGGAGAUAAUGCGACGAAUCAUUUUGAAAUAUCCAGAGCAUGGCGAUCGAGAUGCAAGCGCUGGUAUCGUGUAUGUCGCAAGUCGGCUGGAUUUGUUUGGGUUUCUGUUAUAUAUUCUCGAAAAUCCUGACGGUAUCGGGAAAACAAAGGAGCCACACAUCGUGCGAGCCGAAGCGAUCGAGAUUUUGAAUCUACUGGAAAAGGACCGUGUGCAAGGAAGCACUGCCCACCAGAUAUUGAAGAAGAACAAGAAGUGGCAGAAGAUCUACCGACGUGAGGCCACUGAUGUAGUGAAGACUAUGUCUACUGAAGACCCGUUUUUGAAGUCCUUGUUCCCCAAGGCAGAUCGUGUGAUGCGCGAGUAUACGCGUACAAACCCCUACAAAGCUCAAUAG
Peronospora farinosa is the source of this 7692-nucleotide messenger RNA. The record is from the annotation of a GenBank genome assembly. Lineage: Eukaryota; Oomycota; Peronosporomycetes; Peronosporales; Peronosporaceae.